CGCUUACGUCCAGGCGUGAGGGCAGUCUCGCGUGAUGAGACUGUGGCGCCGGGAUUUUGUGAAAGACAGGCGGCAAAGCGCUUGCAGUGAACGGCUUUGCGGAAGGUAAGAUGCCAGCUAUAAAGAAGAACAUGCGAUAUGGCCAUCCAGAGGGUCAUACAGAUGUAUGUUUUGCUGAAAGUGGAAACUUUUUAGUAACUUGCGGCAGUGAUGGAGACAUACGGAUUUGGGAAAGUUUAGAUGAUGAUGAUCCCAAGUCAAUUAGUAUUGGUGAAAAGGCUUAUUCAUUUGCUUUGAAAAAUGGAAAAGUAGUUACAGCUGCUUCUAACAAUGCAAUUCAGUUGCAUACAUUUCCGGAUGGAGAACCAGAUGGAAUUCUGACCCGUUUUACAACCAAUGCUAAUCAUGUUGUUUUCAACAAUGAUGGCACCAAAAUAGCUGCAGGUUCUGGGGAUUUCUUGGUAAAGGUAUUGCAGGUGGAGGACAGCAGUCAGCAGAAAACUUUCCGAGGACACGGGGCACCUGUAUUAAGCGUUUCAUUCGACCCAAAGGAUAUCUACAUAGCAUCUGCAAGUUGUGAUGGAUCAGUCAGGAUCUGGAAGAUCACAGAUCAGACCUGUGAAGCAGUCCUGCCUCUAUUAGAGAAGUGCAAUGAUGUCUUUAGCGCAAAGUCUAUAUGUCGUCUAGCUUGGCAAACCAAAAGUGGAAAGUUUCUUGCUAUUCCUGUUGGAAAAACAGUUCACCUUUAUGAGAGAGACAGUUUAAAGAAUAGCUGUACCUUGUCAGAUGACUUUAUAACACAGCCCGUCAACAUUGUGGCUUGGUCUCCAUGUGCACAAUACCUGGUGGCUGGAAGUGUGGAUGGUUGUAUUGUGGCCUGGAAUGUAGCAACCAAAGCAUGUUUGGAAAGAAUUAAACAUGAAAAAGGUUACACGAUUUGUGGUCUUGCCUGGCAUCCACAUAUGUCACAGGUUGCCUAUACAGACAAUGAAGGGAACCUUGGGCUGCUGGAAGAUGUCUGUCAAGGAGAGGGAAAACAGCCCAGUGCCAAAAUUUCGAGUUCGGAUACCAAAGAUUAUGAUGAACUCUUUGAUGGUGAUGGUGAUGAUGAAGAUUUUCUUAAUGGAGACAUGAUUGGUCAUGAAGGAGCCAUAAAUGAUGAAGAUGAUGAUAAUUUCACAGCCUUAACUGGGCGCCAGCGAAACCGAGGAGCACUAUUUGAUGAUGAUGAUAACUCAUCAGAUGUUCCUUCUCUAAAACCCACUGGUAAUGAAAAUCCAGAAGUGGAGGAUGAUCAAACCAGUAGUGUACAAAACUUUACAUCAGUUGCUUCAGUGAAGUCUUCUUAUAAUGGCCCAAUGCCCACACUUCAACAAAAGCCUUUCCAGUCUGGCUCUACCCCUGUACACCUUAUGCACAGAUUCAUGGUUUGGAACUCUGUUGGUGUUAUCCGAUGUUAUAAUGAUGAACAAGAUAAUGCAAUUGAUGUGGAAUUUCAUGACACUUCCAUACAUCAUGCCAUUCACCUGACAAACACACUAAACCAUACCUUAGCUGAUGUCUCUCAGGAAGCAGUACUCCUUGCUUGUGAGAGCACAGAGGAACUAGCCAGCAAACUGCAGUGUUUGCACUUCAGCUCCUGGGACACUAGUAAGGAGUGGAUUGUGGACAUGCCAAAGGGUGAAAACAUUCAAGCCAUUUGCCUUGGACAAGGUUGGGUGGCGUGUGCUACAAAUGCACUCUUACUUCGUAUAUUCUCAGUCGGAGGAGUUCAGAAGGAGAUGCUCAGUCUUUUUGGCCCUGUUGUCUGCAUGGCAGGUCAUGGUGAUCAGCUGAUUGUCGUUUAUCAAAGAGGUAUGGGAUUUGAUGGAGAUCAGUGCCUUGGAGUCCAGUUAUUGGAGAUGGGUAAAAAAAAGAAACAGGUCUUGCAUGGAGAUCCACUUCCUCUCUCUCGGAAAAGUUAUCUCUCGUGGCUUGGGUUCACUGCAGAAGGUACCCCGUGUUACAUGGAUUCAGAGGGCAUAGUUCGGUUGCUGAACCGAAGCCUCGGAGACACAUGGAUCCCUGUAUGUAACACCCGGGAGCAUUGUAAGGGAAAAUCAGAUCAUUAUUGGGUUGUUGGUAUCCAUGAGAACCCUCAGCAGCUGAGGUGUAUUCCAUGUAAAGGGUCAAGAUUCCCCCCAACACUGCCUCGUCCAGCAGUAGCAGUCCUGCCCUUCAACCUUCCGUACUGUCAAAUCACAACCGAAAAGGGGCAAAUGGAGGAACAAUACUGGCGCUCUCAGAUAUUUACAAAUCACUUAGAUUAUUUGUCUAAACAUGGCUAUGAAUGUGAUGAAAAUGUUAAAUCUGAAGCACAGAAAAUGCAGCAGGAGUUGCUAAUGAAGAUGUUUGCUCUAUCUUGCAAACUAGAGCGUGAAUUCCGGUGCAUGGAGCUGGCUGAGUUCAUGACUCAACCUGUGAUGAGCCUGGCUAUAAAGUAUGCCUCGCGCUCCAAAAGACUAAUACUGGCCCAACGGCUCAGUGAAAUGGCUCAAGAGAAGGCAGCUGAACUGGCAUCUGCAGAACAACAGGAUGAUGCAGAAGACGAAGAUUUUCGACGUAGACUUAAUGCUGGUUACAGCAGAACAGCAACAGAAUGGGGUGAUUCAAGAGCAAAACCAGUUAAACAAGACCAGUGUGAGGAAAAUAAUGAGGAAGAGGAGGAGGAAGAAGAGGAAACAGAGCAAGAGGAAGCACUAGAAAGCAAUACCUCUGCAACAAAUCCCUUCAACAAAAGUGCAAAAUCGCCAGAUAUUUCCAAGUCAGGUGCAAUUCUGUCCAGCAACCAAGGCAGAGUUAAUCCUUUCAAGGUUUCUGCUAGUCAGAAAAGCCCUGCAAUUGCUGGCAGCUCUUCCCGUUCUACUAGUAUCUUGGAUAACAUGGGCAAAUUUUCAAGGAAGCCAUCAUCUAGUGGAAGUCCAUCCACUACCAAAACCGACUCUCUUGUUAUAAAACCUCUGGCUCCAAAAGCCAAACCCAGACAGGGCCAAGCAACUUUGUUUCAAAGUGUCCAAGCUAAACCUGCUGCAAAAAAAACAGAAGAAAAAAUAACUGUUCCCACACCACCCAAAGCUGCUGCCGACAUUACAGAAAACAAAAAGCCCAAAACCGGUUUUCAACUUUGGCUGGAUGAGAAUCGACAAAGUAUCUUGUCUGAAAAUUCAAUGCUUGAAGAGUCUGAAAUAAUUAAAGAAGGCAUGAGUCGGUUUCGAAUGCUUGCUCCUGAAGAGAGAAUGCUGUGGACCGAGAAAGCCAAAGGUGACCCCUCUGGAGAAGAUGGUGCUGAUGCAAAGAAGAGGAAACGCCAAGAACAAGAGAACUUGGCAUCAAAUGGUUGUCACCAGGAAAACACAGAUAGCAUUGUUGCUGCAGCAAAGAAACACAAACCAGUAGGCCAGUCAGCGAAUAACAAAUUGUCCGCAUUUGCCUUUAAAAAGGAUUAAUCCUGUUGUAAGUUUGGUUACUAAGUAUUUAGCUAUUUCUGUUGAGCAGUUCUUAAGUUCAUUAUUAUAUUAUGGGGUUGU
Molecule: messenger RNA, 3566 nt
Organism: Xenopus tropicalis (tropical clawed frog)
Lineage: Eukaryota; Metazoa; Chordata; Amphibia; Anura; Pipidae
Gene: wdhd1
Product: WD repeat and HMG-box DNA binding protein 1
Exons: 26
Coding region: 111-3485 (1124 amino acids)
Biological process (GO): DNA-templated DNA replication
Cellular component (GO): nucleus; nucleoplasm
Molecular function (GO): DNA binding
Source: RefSeq, a predicted model, not a curated record